GAUCAGUUUUACUCUAAAUUUUUACAAACACUACACACAGAGUUUCACAAGAGUGCCUGAACUAUUUUUAAAACCAAUGUGAGAGGACAAAAAAAGGAUGGCAGAUUCCCCCAUGGUGUCAUCCCCCACUUUUUCUUCUAAUUCCAUUCCCUUUUCAGAUGAUGAAUCAGCUUCCUUUAACCAGCUUCCUCCUCUAAUUGAUGUGCCUCUUUCCAGCCUCAGAAGUCCUGAAACAGGGAGUGACAACAACAGCAAAGGCUUGCUACAAAAUCAAACUAGAAAAAAAGUUUCUGACUUGUUACUACAACACGUAAGGAAUGGCAAACUUCAGCACGGUGGCAUCAAUAAAGUUGCUAAUGAACUCAACAUAUGCAGGCAAAGAGUAAGCAGAAUAUGGUCCAUAGCCAAAUAUCAAUUGGAUGUUGGUCAACCCGUUGAUGUUCAAUGUCAGUGGAAAGGAAAGUGUGGGAGAAAAAGAACACCUAUUGACACAGAAAAGAUGGCAGGUGUGCCAUUUAAUAGGCGUAAGAACAUGCGUGCACUUGGAUAUGCCAUGGAGGUGUCAAAGUCAACAGUCCACAGAUGGCUUCAGUUAAAAGAGAUCAGAAGGCAUUCCAAUGCCAUUAAGCCACUUCUAAGUGAAGAAGGUGAACUGAAAAGACUUAAAUUCUGUGUGGACCAUGUUGUUGCCCAAUCAAUCCCCUUGAACCCAACCUUUCAUGACUUUUAUGAUCACAUUCAUAUUGAUGAAAAGUGGUUUGAGAUCAGCAAAAAGAGCACAACAUUCUAUGCAUUACUAACUGAAGCAGACCCCUAUAGGACAGUUCAAAACAAAAGUUUCAUACCCAAAAUAAUGUUUUUAGCAGCUGUUGGCAGACCAAGGUAUGGGGUUGAUGGGGAACUUAUGUGGGAUGGUAAAAUAGGAAUAUUCCCUUUCACUUACUUAGCAGCAGCUCAAAGGGCCAGUAAGAAUAGACCUGCAGGGACUAUGGAAGUGAAACCAAUCCCUAACAUCACUAGAGAGGUCAUGCUGCGCAUGUUACUCACUAAGGUACUGCCUGCAAUAAAGGAAAAAUGGCCAUGUUCAUCGAGGAAUAUUAUUAUCCAACAGGAUAAUGCCAAACCACAUGUGGAUGGAAGUGACCUUCACUUUCUGCAAGCAGCUACAGAAGGAGAAUGGAACAUUAAACUUAAAUUUCAACCCCCCAACAGCCCAGAUCUUGAUGUACUGGAUCUUGGGUUCUUUAGGGCCAUUGAUUCAUUGCAGGACCAGUCAGCUCCCAGGUCAUUGGAUGACUUGAUUAGUGCUGUAACAACAGCAUUUGAAGAACUAUCACCUGAAAAGCUGAAUAAUGUGUUCUUAACCUUACAAGGGGUCAUGUGUCAAGUUUUAGCCACCAAUGGAGGGAAUCAGUUCAAAAUCCCUCACAUUGGGAAAACCAAACUGGUGAGACAAGGUACACUGCCUCAGAACUUAGGGGUCAGUAUUGAAGUCUUUCAGAAGGCACACGCAUUCUUACAGGAAAGGAUGUGAGUACUCUUCUUUUUGUUUCUGUGUGCAAAACAUGGUCAGUGGAAAGCACAAAUGCUAAAUGCACUUCCAAAUGAAAACCUUUUUGCAACUUUUUUGUAAGCCAAAGAAGAAGUGUAGUACCUAACUGACAUAGACUUAAGGCUUGUAUGUAUUC
Messenger RNA from Cuscuta campestris, 1688 nucleotides. The record is from the annotation of a GenBank genome assembly. Lineage: Eukaryota; Viridiplantae; Streptophyta; Magnoliopsida; Solanales; Convolvulaceae.